UUUUGUUUUGUCGUAGACACUCGCUGUGGAGAAAAUAAACGAGAGAAAAUUGAGAACAGAGAGAAAAUCAAGAACUUUAUGUACAAAAUCAAGAACUGUAUGCACGCUGAUAGUUCAAUUUUCAGCUGGUAGGAUUAGAUCUGUUACUCCCUUUCUUCCCUAAGACUUCUCAAAGGGGAUGAAGCGUUUACGAGAUGAUGUGUAUGCGAACCCUCAAUUUAAACGGCCAUUUGCUCCGGCGUCUCGCGGCGAAUCAAAUGCACCUCCAAAUCCUCCUAUGGGCAGCAGUGGCGGAGGCACAGUGAAUGGUGUCAUUGGUAAUGGAGGUGGUGGUACAAGUGUUGCAGCUGCUGGUACUCAAAAACUUACCACUAAUGAUGCCCUGACGUACUUGAAAGAGGUUAAGGAUAUGUUUCAAGAUCAACGGGAAAAGUAUGAUAGGUUCCUUGAUGUCAUGAAAGAUUUUAAGGCUCAAAGGAUUGAUACCGCUGGUGUCAUAGGUAGAGUGAAAGAGUUGUUUAAAGGGCAUCCUAAUUUAAUUCUUGGAUUCAACACCUUCUUACCUAAGGGGUACGAAAUUACCCUUACCGAAGAGGAUGAGGCUCCACCGAAAAGGACGGUUGAGUUUGAAGAGGCUAUUAGUUUUGUCAACAAGAUCAAGAAACGUUUUCAAAAUGAUGAUCACGUGUAUAAAUCAUUCCUGGACAUUCUGAAUAUGUACCGGAAGGAACACAAGGGCAUAACAGAGGUCUACCAAGAGGUUGCGACGCUUUUUGAAGACCAUCCAGAUCUUCUUGAUGAGUUCACUCGAUUUUUGCCUGAUACCUCAGCUCAAGCAACAGCUGCUCAUGCUUCCCUUGGCCGCCACUCAUUUCACCGUGCUGAUGAAAGAAGUUCGGCCGUGCCUCCUGUAAAGCAUUCUCAAGUGGAUAAGCAACGGUCACGAAGGGACAGGGUUGCCGGGCCCAAUGGAGAACGAGAUCCUAGCGUUGAACGUCAUGAUGAGGAUGAUGAUAAAACAGUUAUGAAGUUGCACAAAGAGCACAAGAAACACACAGAAAGAGAAAAUAGAGAUAAUAGGAGAAGCCAUGAAAAGGAUGAGAGAGAUCAUGACAAUGAUAACAAUGGAGAUGUCAGCAUGCAUCGUUCGUCUGAGAAAAGGAAAUCUGCUAAGAAAGUUGAGGACUUUGGGGGCAACUCUAGUGUAGCUGCCUAUGACGAUAAAGAGGAAUGGAAGAGUAUGUACCGUCAGGAGUUCAUCUUCUGUGAAAAAGUUAAAGAGAGGUUGUGCAAUGCAGAGGAUUACCAGGCAUUCUUGAAAUGCCUUCACAUUUACAGUAAAGAAAUCAUCACAAGAAAGGAGUUGCAAAGUCUGGUUUUUGAUUUACUUGGAAAAUAUCCUGAUCUUAUGGAUGGAUUUAAUGAAUUCUUGGAACGCUGUGAGGGGAUCGAUGCAUUUCUAGCUGGUGUGAUGGGAAAAAAAUCAUUAUGGAGCGAAGGAAAUUCUUCAAAAGCUGCGAGAAUAGAGGAAAAGGAGAAAGAACAAAAGCAUGAAGUGGAAGGAGGUAAAGAGAAGGAAAGAUACAAUUUAAAAUAUUGGGAAAAGUCCAUUCAAGAGCUCGACCUUUCCAAUUGUCAACGUUGCACUCCCAGUUAUAGGCUGCUUCCUAAAGAUUACCCGAUACCUACAGCUAGCCAGAGGUCAGAGCUUGGUGCCCAAGUUCUAAAUGAUCAUUGGGUCUCAGUGACAUCGGGAAGUGAAGAUUACUCUUUUAAACACAUGCGUAGAAACCAGUAUGAAGAAAGCUUGUUUAGAUGUGAAGACGAUAGAUUUGAGCUAGACAUGCUGUUGGAGUCUGUCAGUUCAACUGCCAAGCGGGUAGAGGAACUCUUGAAUGGAAUCAAUAAUAAUACAAUUGGUUCAGAUGGUCCAAUAAAAGUUGAUGAGUAUUUCUCAGCUUUGAACUUAAGAUGCAUAGAACGCUUAUAUGGUGACCAUGGACUUGAUGUGGUGGACAUCUUGCGCAAAAAUGCAUCUCUAGCAUUGCCUGUUAUUCUAAUCCGCCUUAAGCAGAAGCAGGAGGAAUGGACUAAGUGUCGGUUGGAUUUCAACAAAAUCUGGGCUGAAAUAUAUUACAAAAACCAUUACAAGUCUCUUGACCACCGAAGUUUCUACUUCAAGCAGCAAGAUUCAAAGAACUUGAGUGCGAAAGCCUUAGUGGCAGAGAUCAAAGAAAUCAAGGAUAAAAAGCAGAAAGAGGAUGAAGUCCUCCUUAGCAUCGCUGCAGGAAAUAGGCACACCCUCUUUUCGGACCUCGAAUUCGAAUAUCCAGAUGCAGAAAUUCAUGAAGGUAUCUACAAAAUAAUCAAAUACUCUUGUGAGGAGAUAUGCUCGACUAAAGAGCAACUGAACAAAGUGUUGAGGUUCUGGACGGGUUUUCUUGAGCCGAUGCUCGGUGUUCACUCCCGGCCACACGGUCCUCAAUCUAUUGAUGAUAACGAUGCUUCUAAGCAUCGAAUGAUUAAAAAUAUGGCAAUGGAAAGUGAAGAUAGUCCCAGUGCAAAGCCUAACAGCAAUGGUGAUUGUGGUAAAUCACCUCAACGGGCAAGUUUUGGGAGGAUCGGAGUUAAAAAUGUGGACACUUUAGCUAAAGAAGGGCUUAGUGUGACUUCUGAUGCAGGUGGUACUUCACAGUCAGAUGCUAAUCAUGGGCAUGGUCCAAGCUCUUUGAGUGUGAACAAUAGUCACGAGGAAACCAAUGGAGUCAAGCCGAUGGCUGAUGAUACACGCUCCACAGUGGUCACGGAGGCAUCAACACUGAAGAACGAGAAAGAAGAGGGCGAGCUAUCCCCCAACAUCGAUUUUGACGACAACGGGACAGCUCAGCGCCUCAACAGUUGCCCUGACGCAGACGAUGGUGGCAGCGAUAACGCGUCUGAGGGUGACGCCUCAGGUAGCGAGUCGGGGGCCGACGAGUGCUCGAGAGACGAGGAUGAGGAAGAAGGGGAGCACGACGAGGACAAGGCUGAGAGUGAGGGUGAGGCUGAGAACACGAGCGAGGCUGCCCACUGUGUGGGUCCCGAUGGUUGUCCGGCUUCUGGGCCGCAGUCGGAGCGCUUUCUGAUGAACUGUAGGCCUCUGUCAAAGAACGUGGAUUCGUUUGGAGGUGGUGGCAAGAGAAGGGAGGGACGGGUUUUUUAUGGGAAUGAUGCAUUCUACGUUGUUUUUAGGCUGCAUCAGGCACUGUAUGAGAGAAUAUUGUCAGCUAAGGUGAAUUUGGCAUCCAGUGAAUCCAAAUGGAGAAUAACAAAGGAUGAAAGUUUUGAUCCUUAUGCCAGGUUCAUGAGUGCACUAUUUAGUUUACUCGAUGGAUCUUCUGACAAUUCAAAAUUUGAAGAUGAUUGUCGAUCACUCAUUGGGAACCAGUCUUACGUUCUAUUUACGUUAGAUAAGUUGAUUUAUAAGCUCGUCAAACAGCUCCAAACUGUUUCAAGUGACGAAAUGGACUGUAAGCUUCUUCAAUUGUAUGAAUAUGAGUAUUCUAGGAAGCCGGAAAAGCGUGUGGACUCAGUUUAUUAUGAAAAUGUCCAUGUCCUUCUGCACGAUGAGAACAUAUACCGGCUGGAAUGUACAUCUUCGCCCACCCGCUUAACGAUGCAAUUAAUCAGUGAUGGAAAUGACAAGUCUGAAACUGUUACAGUCUCCAUAGAUCCUAACUUUGCGUCCUAUCUCCACAAUGAUUAUCUAUCAGUCGAUCAUAGGAAAAAAGAGUCGUCUAAAAUAAUGUUGAAGAGGAAUUUGCGAAAGUAUGCUAAUGUUGAUGAAUCUAAUGCCCUGUAUAUGGCUACAGAAAAUGCUCUUAUAAUGAAUGGGUUGGAAUGCAAGAUGUCGGCCUCCACAUUGAAGAUGGUCCGCCAUAGUAUUGUGUUCUUUUUGUCUUUAUUCUAUUGUCCUGAUCACGAAAACAUGUAUCAGAUCUCAUAUGUCCUAGACACAGAAGACUACUUCUUUCGUUUGGGAAGGAGAAGGGAAAAUAGGCCAGCUGGAAAGUUAUCGAGCAAUGGUCAGCGCAAAGUGCGAAAGUUUCACCAGUUCUUGGCAGCGUGCCCCUUUGACCCAGUCAGGUUUCUUGUAAGUCUCUGGCAGACAUUCUCUGCUGGAUACUAUGGCGCCACACAAACCGACGAGGAAGAUGAAGUCAUUGAUUUCUUCUUUGCUGCCGUUCACGAAUCUCGCCGGGUCCCUUUCUCGGUGGCUGCGGAGAAACACUGCCCAACCCCUUCGCCGUCGUCCCCAUCGCCAACCUCUACGCCGCCGCAAAAUGUCAAAAAAAUCGCGACGACGGCGUCGUUCUCGUCGACGGUGAUACUCUUAUCGAUCUCGGUUCUCUCCGUCCUCUUCAUCCUGAACUCGUUAAUCUCCCUACACGAUGCCGUGGGGUCCCGCGACACCGUCGGCUUCGCCCUCCAGCUCCAGGUAAUCGCGGUCGCGUCGCUCUUUCUCCUCUACUCCGUGUUGGGCGUUCUCGUCUCCAUCUCGGACUCCUUCCGAUUCCCUCUCCAAUUACUCAACCUGAUCUACGCGUUCGCAUUCGGCGAGGAGUUUCUGUUGUUCUACACGCAGAACAAGGAUCCAAGCGGGAUCGAGAACCGCUACUACGACCUCAUCCUGGUCCCCGUAUCCAUAUGCCUCUUUUCCACUCUCCUUGAGCUCAAAAACCCUAAUUCCACUUACCCGAGGCUGGCCCGCGGGCUUGGAAUGGCCCUACAGGGCGUGUGGACUCUGCAGAUGGGCUUCUCCUUUUACUCCAAUUUGAUGGCCAAUGGAUGUUCCUUGCACCAGAGGAGCAGGGGCAAUUUUACCAUCAAGUGCAAGGGGCACCCUGAGUACCAUCGUGGGCGUGCAAUUGCCACAUUGCAGUUCAACUGUUAUUUGGCUCUAUUUGUGACGUUGGCUGUAGGUUUGUACUCUGUGCUUUAUAAGAAGUACGGUGCUGGGCAGGAUUUUAUGCCGUAUAAGCCACUUGGGGUUCAGAUGGACGGGCAAUCUCAGUUCACUUUGGAUAGUGAUGAUGAGGACGAUCAGGAUGUGGUGAAGGAUCAUAGGAGUUUGGAGAUGCAGAGUGCGAUUCACGAGCCAACGGUUAAUGGUUAUGGUUCACAUGUCUGA
This is a messenger RNA of Striga asiatica, 5170 nucleotides long. The record is from the annotation of a GenBank genome assembly. Lineage: Eukaryota; Viridiplantae; Streptophyta; Magnoliopsida; Lamiales; Orobanchaceae.